This is a messenger RNA of Pangasianodon hypophthalmus (striped catfish), 2574 nucleotides long. Its product is annotated as serum paraoxonase/arylesterase 2. NCBI's taxonomy places the organism in Eukaryota, Metazoa, Chordata, Actinopteri, Siluriformes, Pangasiidae. Gene Ontology annotation, molecular function: arylesterase activity. The transcript has 9 exons. The record is from RefSeq and is a predicted model, not a curated record. Bases 82 to 1149 code for a protein of 355 amino acids.
UCGAAUCAAUGAAGUCUUCAGUUGUGGCGCCAUUUCAGAAGCAGCAUCAAAGCAGAACCUGCUUAUGAAGUAAAAAAUAACAUGGGGAAGUUAAUGGUACUGACGGUUCUGGUUGCAGCUCUAGCAGUACUGAUUGGAGAGCGAUUUUUUGCACUAAGAAAAACAACACUGGCUUAUAGAGAACUCACCCAGAAUCACCUCCCUAACUGUGAACUGAUAAAAGGAAUAGAGAUUGGAGCCGAGGACAUCACCAUACUUGAAGAUGGACAGGCUUUCAUAAGCUCUGGUCUGAAGUACCCAGGGCUGCCUCGUUAUACAGACGCGCCUGGAAAGAUCUAUGUGCUAAAUCCGUCCUCUGGAGCAGAUCCAAUAGAGCUCCACAUCAAGGGAGACUUUGACACAGCAUCUUUUGGCCCACAUGGAAUCAGUGUAUAUACAGAUGAAGAAGAUGGCUCUCGAUAUUUAUUUGUGGUGAAUCAUCCACAUGAAAAUAGCCAGGUUGAAAUAUUUCAGUAUGUCGAAGAGGAAAGCACUCUAGUGCACAUGAAGACUAUAAAGCAUGAGUUGCUGCAUAAUGUGAAUGACAUUGUAGCUGUGGGAGUGGAGAAUUUCUACGCCACUAAUGAUCACUACUUCACCAAUGAGUACCUGAUGCCUCUGGAAGCGCUGCUCUCUCUGUACUGGUGUAACGUGGUGUAUUAUAGUCCUGAAGCAGUUCAUGUUGUGGCAGGAGGACUUUUUAGUGCCAAUGGAAUCAACAUCUCCCCUGACAAAAAGCAUUUGUAUGUGUCAGAUUUAAUGGAUCACAGUAUUGUUGUGCUGAACAUCCAGAAAGACAACACACUAUCCCGUGUGAAGAAAGUUGCUGUAGGCUCCCUCUGUGACAAUAUCGAAGUGGAGAGUAAAACUGGAGACUUGUGGAUGGGUUGCCACCCAAAUGGAGUCAAAUUGCUUCUAAAUGAUCCGAAUGAUCCACCUGGCUCAGAGGUCAUUCGUAUUCAGAAUAUCCACUCUGAUGAGCCAGUGGUGACUCAAGUGUACUCUGAUAAUGGCAGUGUGCUCAUAGGAUCUUCAGUGGCUACUCCGUACAAAGGGAAACUUCUUAUAGGAAGCGUGUAUCACAAAGCCCUGAUCUGUGACCUUGAGUAGAACAUCCACUUAAACAACUAACACUGCUCUGCAUCACUAAAGUGCCUCACAUACAGACGGGUGACAAAUUAAAAGAAAAACUUCAGUGUUCCUUGGCAGAGAUUCUCUUUGUCUCUGGAACUGUACUGGAGGGAUGCACACUAUUCUUUCCAAAGAUAUUUUCUCAAUUAGUGUUUUACUUAUGGUAGUGUUGGACGCUGUCUAACACAUUUCUCAUGUGUUCAGUUGGGUUAGGGGACAUUGUCAUCCUGGAAGAGAUCAUUCCCAUCAUCUUCAAUUUGUCACCCAUCUGUAGGUGUUUCCUGUGUAAUCACAGUAUUUGGUAUAUAUAAUCUCUUCUGAAUUCGCACAGACAUUUCCUAAAAGUCGAAUUAAGUAAAGUCAGUUUUUGUCAUGCCAUCGAUAUAUACAUUUUCUAUAGGCUUCUUGGCUAUAAACAGUACAGUAUAGGCUAUAUACAUAUAUAAAUGCAAAUAGUGUUAAAGAGUAAUGUUCACAACUACAGUUUUAGUGAUGUGACAAAACACUACAAAUUAUACACACUGCACACUAUACAGAAAACAGUGGCAUAAUUGUGUGAAUAACUUAACAGUGUAAACAGUUAUAAACAGCAAAACACUACUGAAUGUAGCAGCAUGUAAAAGACAAAGUUGUUGAAUAGAGUUAUUAAAAAUUAUUGCAAUAUUGCAAGUUUAAAAAGCAAAUUGUCAUUAAUAUAGACUCAAACGCUGGCUCAACUUGCUUUCCGCCUAGUGUUUCCUGGCUCAGGAUCCAAGACGACCCUGAGUGCACUUAAUAUAGAUGAAUAAAUGAAUGAAUGAAAAAGGGUCAUUUUAAAAUAGUCAUAUGGCAUACAAUUCUUAAUAAAAAAUGAGUGAAGUAAUACAAUUAUUAGUUAUUUCAAAACAACAAAUUAUUAGACCCAAAAUUUAACAUACAAAUACACCACUAAGUAGAUGCAUAAAGGCACUGAGAUUUGUAAAUUCGGUGCUAUUGAAUACUUUGUAUACUUUUCAUUUUGAGCUUUUGCCAGGCUUGACUAAGUAAUUUGAAGUUACUAUAAGACAGACAUAAAAUAUCAAGUAACAAUGAGCUUAAAUACAGUGAUGGUAAAAAGGCUUUGCUGAUUGAGGUCAAGUGAGGAACACAGCUACAGGUUCAGUUCAGUUCAGUACAGGUUGAGUAGUGCAGGUAGUUAUAAAAUGUACUUAUUUUAAUUAGAGAUAAAGAUAUGCUGAUUGUAGCAUCAGAAUAACAUUUCAGAAUAUUGAUUGUGUUGAAUAUACAGUCAGAAUAUUGAUUAUAUUCACUGUGUUUUGUUUGAUUGGUUUUACAGCUGACAUUGUGAAUUUUUUUGUACUGUGAAUUUUAAGAGGUUAAAAUGUGUUCCACAAUGUUAUGUUCAAAUAAACAGUAAUGACUAUU